CGUCCAUCUUAAUCCGUUAACCUUGGAACUCUUCAGCUCAGGAACCGCCUCCAAUCAAAUAGAGCUCGUUUGUACUUCAAACGGUUUUCCCAAUCAUCUCGCAUCAACUGCAUCAACUGCAUCAACUGCAUCUCUAGGUGAUUGAUGCCACAUUAAUCCACUAAUGCAUGUGAACCUUGAAGAAUACUUCUUUCUUCUUUGACCUUUCUGUUCCCUUUCUGAGACCUUUGCAGAAAUUUUAAUAUAAUUUUUUCAGAGCUGUCGGUGCCUGAUUUACUGACAGCAUAUUUUUUUGGAAAUUCCAUUGUCAGAUAGACAUUAGCUACGGCAUUGGCCUUCCUAAUUUCUGCCGAGUUACCCGCAAGCAUGGCUCCCCCAUCCGAGCAGCCAACGCCUCAGCGGCCAACCCCUAUUCCGAGGCAUGCUGAAAACGAAAUGCCUUCGGCAAACGAGCUUAUGGAAAUAGGGAAAAAAUCAUUACAAACAGGGGCCUUGACAGGCGGAAUUGGUUUGGUAGUAGGAGCCGGUUCCGGCAUUGUACGAUCGGCGCCACCGGCGUUAUUUGCCUUGUUUGCCGGUCUCCAGUGGUUUGCUCUUGGAUCUAGUUAUAUGGCUUCGAGGAGUCUUCUUUGGCAUGCUUGGGGUGGUGAAGAAAAUCUAUCCCGGUCAGGCCUAGUGGCGGCCAGCGGAAUAGCUGGUGGCGUGUCUGGCAUGGUUGGGGGAAUGUUUCGAGGACCUAGAAACAUCAUACCCGGGAUCCUAGUCUUUGGCACUCUCGGAACUACCAGCACAUACAUAACUCAGGUCUAUAAAACCACCUUCAGAGCUAACGAAUCCAAGCCUAAGUCAGGUUGGCUUGAUUCGAAAUACAGUCCUCUGCAACGGCUUUCCGACAGGGAUUAUGAAGAAAAGCUCGAAGAGAAAAUCCUCAGGAUCGACGCUGAGAUUUCUCUCAUAGAUGACAGCAUUGCCUCACUUCGAGCAUCAAACAACGACUCAACCAAGUCCAAUGAAGAAAAACGGUAACUAAACAGCCAUAGUAUUUCAAAAAAUCAUGACACCACUUUCCUCGGAGUUAUAAUGUUACUCGUAUUGGGGUGUGGCCCGCCGUGUGUAACAAUACACAACUUUUUGGCGUUCGGAUCUUCGGGGCUCGCGGAGGUGAGUAUGUGGCGAUAUGUCGCCAGACCUGAGAAAUCAGAAGUGGCUGGCUUGAGUUGCUUUUCAUGUGAGAAUGAGCACCUAGUAUAAUUUUACUGAUUCUCCGAAGUCAAACCAACUCUACCCACCUAGGUAAGUACAUUAGCUCCCUUUAAUGAUAAAAAUAUCGGCCUAGUCAUCACAAAUAAAGGGGAGUGGACUUUAAAU
Messenger RNA from Hypoxylon trugodes, 1368 nucleotides. RefSeq lists its product as uncharacterized. The transcript is spliced from 4 exons. Bases 367 to 1026 code for a protein of 219 amino acids. The record is from RefSeq and is a predicted model, not a curated record. NCBI's taxonomy places the organism in Eukaryota, Fungi, Ascomycota, Sordariomycetes, Xylariales, Hypoxylaceae.